AUGGAUUACGCCGAGAACUGCUCCGACGACGAUGCUUUCUCAUCUCGCCUUGGUGAUGUGAUGAUGAAAAACCGUUACUUAGGGGAUGUCGCGCCAGCGGAUGAGGUAGACGGAAGGACGACGAAUACUUUUCUUCGGCAAAACGGAGAGAAAGAGCUGCGCAAACUCGCGUGUCUGACGGGCGUGCCAGAUGCGAGGAGACGCGCGAUUUGGAUGAAACUUCUCGGCAUCGAGUUUGGAUUGAUUUCGCAAGUGCAAUUUGCCACCAACGAACGAGAGUGCGAUGAAACGCUCUCGAGAACGAUAUCGGCGGAUUGCGAACGGUCGUAUUUUAACUUGGAAAACGAGAAAGAGUUGCAAAAAGAGAAGAGGAAGGAAUUAGAGCGACUGCUGCGAUCGGUGUUUGGGGGGAAGAAUAGGUUGAGGUAUUAUCAAGGGGUUCACGCCGUCGCGCAAGUAGUCUUGUCGAUUGCAGAGACGGAAGAGGAAGAAGAGGACGCGAACGCGAAAUAUAAAAUCUCGUGCGCGAUGCUCGACCGGUUGGCGUCGUUUAGUUUGAGAGAUAACACGAGAGAAACGAUGUAUCCGGUUUUGUUGUCGUUACGAAUAGUAUUAGCACGAUUGAUAGAAGAGGCUUUAGGUGAGGACGAAGUGCUGAAGGAAGCGAUCGCAUUUGGCGCGCGGAAACACGAGUAUCAAUUCGCGUUGCAGAAAGUGUUGACGUGGCAUUCGAUGUCCGCAGAUAGCAGUAAGAGAAGCGUAGAAAAUUCUAGCGAAACAGAGGAAGAAGAGAGCAGAAAUGAGUGCGUGAAACGCGUCUUUGAUUUAUUUUUGGCAUCGCAUCCGCUCAUGCCGGUCUAUUUGACCGUGGCAGUUUUGUUGCGAGAGCGAGAGAGUAUCAUCAAAGCGAGGAACGAAUUGGACGACGAGGACGACGACGUGAUGUUUUCGUACUUGAGCCGUUUGGAGACUUUUCCAGAUUUGACGAGUUACGUUGAAAACGACGACGAAAAUUCGGGAACAAUUCGUAGAAAUGGAAUAUCCGAAGAAGACAUCGACGAAGCGGAAAAUGGCUCGGAGCACGAGAAGAAGAAAAAGAUGAAGCAAAUGAUGCAAAAAGUUCGAAGUGUUUCGUUCGGUUCGUCCUCGUCUUUGGCGAACAUGUCGCCGAGAAAGCGGCUGAAAAAGAAACGAUCACAAAAGCGGCAACUCCAAGCCGUUGACGCUUUGUGUCACUCCGCGUUGAAACUAUUCAACGAGUUUCCGCCAACCCAAAUCUUGCGCGCGAACGAAAUGAAGACGACAUUCAAUGGUUCCAGUUUCGAUCCCAAGCGGUAUCCACCGCGUUUUGCGUUUUCUAAACUCGCAUCCCCGACGCCGCCGCACAACGAGGACAACAACACCACCGACGAACUAGACAUCCACGUCGGCGAACAGAUCGAAAUAAAAAAAGCCGCUCGAUUGAAGCGCCUCCGCCUCGCCCAACGCAAACUUUUCGCGUUUCGCCGUCGAGUGCACGCGUUACCGCUCGUUCUCAAAAUGAUCCUCUUUUUGCUCGUUUACGUGCAAUACUGGGAAAAUGUGAGAAUCAUUCACUAUCAGCUCGCGUACGGACCGGACAUCCGCAUUAGCCUUGCUCGUCCGCGUUGGUGGUUUGGAGAGCUUUUUCGAGCUCUUUUGACGAGAUUGUUUACUUUGUAA
Messenger RNA from Bathycoccus prasinos, 1701 nucleotides. RefSeq lists its product with no specific name. Bases 1 to 1701 code for a protein of 566 amino acids. Gene Ontology annotation, cellular component: endoplasmic reticulum membrane. NCBI's taxonomy places the organism in Eukaryota, Viridiplantae, Chlorophyta, Mamiellophyceae, Mamiellales, Bathycoccaceae. The transcript has a single exon. The record is from RefSeq and is a predicted model, not a curated record. Gene Ontology annotation, molecular function: GTPase activator activity. Gene Ontology annotation, biological process: endoplasmic reticulum to Golgi vesicle-mediated transport; positive regulation of GTPase activity.